AUGAACACCCCGUCCCGUCUCGCCUGUCGCCGCUGUCGCGUCCGUAAGCAGCGAGCCCAGGCCACCUGCGUGCCGAGCCAGCGGUCCUCCCGCAAGAGCAGCGUCAAUCCCGAGUACGCCCGCGCCCUGGAGGAGCGCAUCCAGGAGCUGGAAGCCCGGCAGGGGUCUGAUCCGGUCAUUGAGACGAUACACUCGUCUCCCCCAGCCCCGUUCCCGAGGACUCCCUCUCUCGGGAUCCUCCCAUCCCUUCCUCUGCCGUCCCCGGAUGCCUCCUCCGGGGGCGACGUGCCCGACAUCCCCCCCCACACCCAGGAUCAUCUGGUCCAGAUCUUUCUCCAGCGGGUCAAUCCCCGAUACCCCUUCCUGCACGAGGAGACCUUCGUCGCCUGGUACGGCGCGUGGAAGGCAUCCCGCGCGGAGGGGGUGCCCUUGCCGGCCGGAGACCGAUGGAAGGCAUUUUUCGUCAAGAUGGCCUUUGCCGUCAGUCUUCUCAUCGCCCCCCGGGUCUCGCCGGAUGAUAUGAAGACCUCCCAGGUAGGAGCGCGCUUCGAGACGCGUUGGAACCCCGGCUCACGCUCGCAGGCCCUGUAUGCGUCGUCUCUGUCGUCCCUGGACACCGUCUUCGCCUGCCUGGAUCCCGUCCGCCAUGCCCAGGCAUACCUCCUGUGCACUCUGCACGCGCUGCACUCGCCCUCCUCCCAGACCGUCCUGACCAUGAUCUCCGCCGCCAUGCGCUGCUGCGUCAUCGCACAGUUGCACCGCGCCAUGCCCGAACGCACCGCCUGCUCCCUCCUGGAGAUGCAGAUUCGCCGUCGGGUCUUCUGGUCCGCCUAUGCCAUCGAUCGUUUGGUCAGCUGGGUCUACCAUGUUCCCUGUAGUCUGGUGGAUGACGAUAUUCAAGUCGAGCCAUUCGCCAACAUGAACGACGAGGAACUGACGGCCUGGACGACACGGAGCGAUCGCUUCGAACCGGACGCAUCGACGCCGCGACGGACCCAAGUGUCCUCCGCCCUGCAUCUGAUCCGCGGGCGACGAAUCCAGUCUCGCAUCCUCCGCGUCAUGAUGCGGGCCGACUACGAUCAGCGCUUCGCCGGAUGCCACGCCUGGCGUCUCCACAUGGUGGAGGUUCUCGACCAGUGGAAGGCCCAGCUCCAGCCGCAUAGUGAUCCCCGGUCGGCGGGAUACACCAGCGAGGGGUGGGUGGGGAUGCUGUACAACUACACCAUUCUCCUCCUGUACCGACCCACCCAGGCGAACAUGUGUGACUUGGUGGCGCACCGCUGCCUGCAAGCCUGCACCGACAUCGUGUUGACGUUCUGGGGGUACCUCAAAAGCCGCCAGACAGCCCAACUGUGGCCGGGGUUGUUAAGCCAGUUUGGUAUCGGCAUCACGCUGCUGUAUUGCCUCUGGGUGACGCCCCCAUCGCACCGGUCCACGGCCUUCCCACCGCUCAAGGUGGGCACUGCCAUACGCACCUGUUCAGUGAUCCUGGCUGUCCUGUCGGAACGAUGGACUCCAGCCGAACCGCUUCGGGACAUGUUCGAUCAUUUGGCGGAUGCCAUCCCCGUCCAUUCCCCCCCUUCCGACCGUCCCCAACACCGGAGACCGAUCGGCGACGGGGAUCCGAUCCUGUCCCAAAUGCCGAGAAUCCACGCCAUCGUCGUCAACAAAGACAUCCUGCGCAUGCUGACCGAGAUGAUCACGGAGGAAUGUCCCUGGGAAACCGAUCGGGUCACCCAUCUGUCGGGAUGGUCGGAGGACGACCGACACGACCCUUCCGAGUGCUCGCUGUGUUGGGGCCACCCGUCGGCCGUGGGGAAUCUCCCCUCGGAAGCCUUGUUGUCGGGAGAUCUGUGGCCAGCGUUUGAUCCCAGCCCAGGGAGCCAGUCGUGGACGAUGGCGGGCGGGGAGUCCCCUUUCUUCCCGGGGUUGUUGGGAUCCAUCGAGUUCUGA
Molecule: messenger RNA, 1953 nt
Organism: Aspergillus heteromorphus CBS 117.55
Lineage: Eukaryota; Fungi; Ascomycota; Eurotiomycetes; Eurotiales; Aspergillaceae
Product: fungal specific transcription factor domain-containing protein
Exons: 6
Coding region: 1-1953 (650 amino acids)
Biological process (GO): DNA-templated transcription; positive regulation of transcription by RNA polymerase II
Molecular function (GO): zinc ion binding; DNA-binding transcription factor activity, RNA polymerase II-specific; sequence-specific DNA binding
Source: RefSeq, a predicted model, not a curated record